Solanum tuberosum (potato) is the source of this 1840-nucleotide messenger RNA. Its product is annotated as stomatal closure-related actin-binding protein 1. NCBI's taxonomy places the organism in Eukaryota, Viridiplantae, Streptophyta, Magnoliopsida, Solanales, Solanaceae. Gene Ontology annotation, molecular function: actin binding. The coding region runs from base 73 to 1554 and encodes 493 amino acids. Gene Ontology annotation, biological process: actin filament organization; regulation of stomatal movement. The record is from RefSeq and is a predicted model, not a curated record. The transcript is spliced from 12 exons.
UACCAUAUGUGACUGUUUUUGGAAGAUUAUGGUUAAUUGAUUAGGGACUUUUGAUGUAGAUAAUUUGGAGUUAUGACAAGGGUAACCCUUGAUUUUGGAGAUACAAUGCAAAGGGAUGCUGUUCCUCCUGUAUCAGCAGAUGUGAUCUUCCCAUCUAGUCGCUUUCCAAAUUACAAAAUUGGACCUAACAAUCAGAUUAUGGAGGUCAAGCAGGAUUCUAAGGCACUUACAAUGAAAGAGGUGGUUGCUAGAGAAACUGCACACUUACUAGAGCAGCAAAAAAGGCUGUCUGUUCGCGAUCUAGCCAGUAAAUUUGAAAAGGGUCUGGCUGCUGCUGCCAAGUUGUCUGAUGAGGCAAAAAUGAAAGAUGCAGCUUCACUGGAGAAGCAUGUGCUGUUAAAGAAGCUCAGAGAUGCUCUUGAAGCGUUGAGAGGACGUGUGGCGGGUAAAAACAAGGAUGACGUGGAGGAAGCUAUUGCUAUGGUUGAAGCUUUAGCAGUACAAUUAAAUCAAAGGGAAGGAGAACUGAUUCAGGAAAAGACUGAAGUGAAAAAGCUUGCAACGUUUCUGAAGCAGGCUUCUGAAGAUGCUAAGAAACUUGUUGAGGAAGAAAGAGCUUAUGCAAGGGCUGAGAUUGAGAAUGCAAGAGCAGCUGUCCAGAGAGUGGAAGAGGCUCUUCAGGAGUAUGAGCAAAUGUCCGGGGCCUCAGGAAAGCAGGACAUGGACGAAUUGAUGAAGGAAGUUCACGAGGCAAGGCGAAUCAAAAUGCUACAUCAGCCUAGUAAGGUCAUGGACAUGGAGCAUGAGCUUCAAGCAUUGCGAGUGCAGCUAGCAGAGAAGUGCAAGUAUUCAAUACAGCUUCAGAAAGAGCUGGCAAGGAAGAUGGGUGAGGAAACUGUAUCACAAUUAUAUGAAUUAGAUGGCACGGAGGCCCUGGGUUCAUUUUUGCAUAUCCAGCCGUGUUCUCUUGCUGCUUCAGAACUAUCAGAAUGUACAAUUCAGUGGUAUCGCUUAGCGUGUGAAGGCGGAAAGCAAGAACCUAUUUCAGGAGCCACAAAACCUGUUUAUGCUCCAGAACCAUUUGAUGUUGGACGAAUUUUGCAAGCUGAGAUCACGUAUGGAGGCCAGACAACAUCAGUGACGACUGCUAGUCCUAUUGAUCCGGCUGCAGGCUUAGGGAACUAUGUUGAAGCUUUGGUGCGUAGGCAUGACAUUGAAUUCAAUGUGGUUGUUGUCCAGAUGAACGGAACAGAUCAUACAUCAGAGACUAUCCAUGUCCUUCACAUUGGAAGGAUGAGAAUGAAACUAUGUAAAGGGAAGAGCAGUGUAGCAAAAGAAUACUAUUCUACUUCAAUGCAGUUAUGUGGCGUCAGAGGUGGUGGGAAUGCUGCAGCUCAGGCAGCAUUUUGGCAAGUAAAGACUGGACUCUCCUUUGUAUUGGCGUUUGAAACGGAGAGAGAAAGAAAUGCAGCCAUUAUGCUGGCCAGAAGAUUUGCCUACGACUGCAAUAUUAUGCUAUCUGGACCGGAUGAUAGAGCCGCUCCUGGAUCUUAAGAAAGCUACUAUAAUGAAAAGUUGUAAUUAUACCGACUCUGAUGUAUCUAUAGGUGUUUUGUAGUAGUGAAUAUGCUAUAGGGUUGAUUGUUGAGUGGCAUUUUUUCACCACCUUCUUGUCUUCUCUUUAUUUCUAUCUUGAUAGCAAAGGCAUUGUUUUUUUGUGUCCCUAGCUCUAUUUGAUUGUAAUGAUUCUUUGCUCCUUGUUUCUUUGUUUUGUCAAGUGAUUGUAAUUGAGCUCAACAUACAUUUGAUUUUUGAAUGGCUUGUAGUGAUUAUUGGCUUA